UCUGCUGUAUGUUCACUGAUCAUUGUUGUUUAUUUUACAUUAUCAAUAUUCUUAAAAUUUCUUAAAUUUUAUUAAAGCUAAGGAGGUUCAUAGUCAACGAUUAUGUUCCAUGAUGAGAAAACGAACAUGAUACUAACUCAACAUUUCAACUUGUGUUUAAUAUUUGUAAUCAAAAUUUCAAACAGAACCUUCUAAAGUUAAAGUGAAACACAAACCUCAAAUUAAAGCAUGUACUCAUUUAGUUCGCGGUUUGUAUUACUUAUAAUGACUAAUCUGUAUUCUAGCCCUUUUGAAGAGUUGUCUAUACUCUUUCGAACAAUAAUUUUUUGCAACAACAUAUUUGAAUCGAAACGUUGAAACUGAUAACUUUUGAAAACGUAUUAAACAAGGGUUUAUUAGAUAAAUAAUAUCGAAAAUAUACCAUGGGAGAAUAUAUAACCCUAAUUCUUAAGCAAAAACACGUACAAGUGAACAAGCAAAAGCUUGCAAGUAGAAGCCGCUACUUUGCGUCUCUUUUUUCACACAAUUUUAAUGAUUCUCAUAACCAGGAACACGUUAUUAAUUAUAACAUUGCUGAAUAUACUUUACAGAAUUUUGUUGAAUGGGUUCACAGUGAAACACGUAUAAAUAUUCAUUAUCAGUCCAUAAAAGUUUGUCUGUUAAAGUUUAUGCAAAAUAAACAUUUUACAGACUUAUUGAAUUUGUUACAGUUGAGCGCAUUGUUUAUAGUUGAUGAAUUAACAAGUGAUAUUGUAAAUAUUAUAGUUUUACAAUGGUUGUCACCGCAGAAAGUAAUCGAAAUAUGGUUAUUAGCAAGAGAGUUAAACAUAAAGGCAUUACAAGAUAUUUGUAUGUCUGUCUGUUUAGAUAGGUUUGAGGAAAUCCCUGUAGACGAGCUUGUCAAAUUAGCCGCAGAUGAUUUUGUUCAGUUUUUAAACAAUGUUAAUAUAAGAGUUUCCUCAAAAUCGUAUUUGCAAAAUAUAAGAAGUAAAUGGAUGGAGCAUCACAGGAAUUCAGAUAUUGCGCAUAUCAAAGAAGGAAGACAACUUAAGUUUAUAAAGGGAACAGUUAUUUGUGAAACGUUCGAAGAUGAGACAAGGAUUGGGUAUUUGUGUACUUGGGACGGUAAUGUUUUAAAUAAAUGUGGACAAUUAAAAAGUAUUCAACAUCCAGACAGAUGGUUAUUUGGGAUGCAAGUUAUUAGCAGAGGUUUCAAUGUGUAUACAGUAGGAGGAAACGUAGGUUUAGGAGGCAUGCAAUUUAAUAAUGUUAUUUCACGUUAUUGUCUUCUAUCUAAAAAAUGGUAUUACGAAUCAACUAUGCCAGUUCCAAGAAGGCAUAUGAUCGCUGUGUUUCUUGGUAACAAGUUGGUCAUAGUUGGUGGUGUGGGAAAGCAUAGAUUAAAAUUGAAUUCAGUCAAUAUUCUUGAUAUUCACACAGGUAUUUGGAAAGAAGGCAUGUAUGUUCCUGAGAGUUUUACCAAUAUUCCUCCUCAUUGUGUUCUAAAUGGAAAAUUGUAUGUGUUGAAAUCAUCCGUUUAUAUUUAUUAUCCCAAAGAAGAUUAUUGGAAAACUAUAUCGAUACGCGAUGAUGAUGUUAUUGAAAGAGUAGAUACAUUUCUUACGUGUAAUACAACGCUACUUUUUGAGGGAGAUGAGGAUUUAGACGAAAUGAUUAUUACGAGAAUCGAGAUUACGAAAGACGACUCUAUUUGUGAAAGAGGAGAAUGUAUAAAACGAUCUUUAGAGCAUAAGGAACUAAGGGCGUAUGUUGUGAAUGUAGAAAGAGAUUGUAGGCUUCAGUUAAGAUACCUGCAGUCCACUAAUAUCGGUAUAAUGAUUUUAAAUAAUGCCUGUCAACAAAAUGAUAAUCGAUAUUUGCAUUUACACACGGAAGAGAGAGACGAGUUCAGACAGUAUAUUUUUCCACAAUAUAGUUGCUUCAAUAUCAUAGAUCCCCGUACUUUGUACGAUACGUGUAAUUAAAAUCUUUUUACUUGAAUACGAUGUAAACGACUUUAUGAAAUCAUAAGGGAAGUAGUGAAAGGAAAAUAAAAAGUUCGCAUCUUUUAUAUUUGAA
This is a messenger RNA of Bombus pascuorum, 2079 nucleotides long. RefSeq lists its product as uncharacterized. The transcript is spliced from 6 exons. Gene Ontology annotation, molecular function: protein binding. The record is from RefSeq and is a predicted model, not a curated record. Lineage: Eukaryota; Metazoa; Arthropoda; Insecta; Hymenoptera; Apidae. The coding region runs from base 423 to 1985 and encodes 520 amino acids.